Messenger RNA from Cyprinodon variegatus (sheepshead minnow), 2449 nucleotides. RefSeq names its product ATP binding cassette subfamily D member 4 (gene abcd4). Bases 362 to 2227 code for a protein of 621 amino acids. Gene Ontology annotation, biological process: peroxisome organization; fatty acid beta-oxidation; very long-chain fatty acid catabolic process. The transcript has 19 exons. Gene Ontology annotation, cellular component: peroxisomal membrane. The record is from RefSeq and is a predicted model, not a curated record. Gene Ontology annotation, molecular function: ABC-type transporter activity; ATP hydrolysis activity; long-chain fatty acid transmembrane transporter activity. Lineage: Eukaryota; Metazoa; Chordata; Actinopteri; Cyprinodontiformes; Cyprinodontidae.
GACUUCAACCCGGAAGUGAGUGAUUGACAGCCGCCGAACAAAACAUCUGCUUUCGGCAGAAGCGGAGGGUUGACAUUGGAGUAGCAGCACGGACUCAACCGGGAUAAGUUAAACUCCCCUCUAAACUGGCUACAUAGCGUUAAUGAAAUAUUUAGGGGCGCGAUUUGAGAUUCUUUGUCCAUAAAUGUGUUUGUUGUUUUCUUUCUAGCUGCUGUCAUUGCGUCUGAAUGUUGCAAAUCUUUUGUUUUUCUAAGAUAAGAUGGAGCCCUAGUUACUUUCAGGUUAGCCUGAGCUUUGAAACAACAAAAAACAUAUGUGACAAGUGAUUUUCAAGGGGAUUAUUUCCCAGCCGCUGGUUCAAAUGCCUCUUCUGGAAAAGUCCAAAGCAAGAGGGACAAAUAGGCCACAGUUAGACUGGAGGUUUAUCCAGAGGUUCUGCAGCAUCCAGAAGGUUCUGUUCCCAUCAUGGAGCAGUCAAAGUGUUCUGAUGUUUGGGACGCUGCUGGGUGUCACACUGACAGAGCAGCUGAUCAUUUACCAAGUGGGCGUCCUCCCCAGUCAAUUCUACAAUGUGCUCGCAGACAAAAACUAUUCUGGCUUCAGGAGUCUGGUCGGAACAGCCAUGGUGCUCAUUUUACUCAACUCUACACUCAAAAGUAUUGACCAGUACAUUUGCAAUCAAAUGUAUGUGAGCUGGAGGACGACCCUGACUGAGAGCCUUCAUUCGGCCUACUUCCAGGGCAGAGUCUAUUACAUACUAAAUGUGCUCCGGGAGGAUAUAGAUAACCCAGACCAGCGUAUCAGUCAGGAUGUGGAGAGGUUUUGUAAGCAGAUGAGCACCAUGGCCAGUCGUUUAAUUGUCUCACCGUUCACAAUUUCCUACUACACUUACCAGUGCUUUAACAGCACCGGUUGGAUUGGUCCCGUGAGUAUCUUUGGAUAUUUUGUCGUUGGAACCAUUGCCAAUAAAAUCCUUAUGGGGCCUAUUGUUUCAACCCUGUUUGAGCAGGAGAAACUGGAGGGAGACUUCAGAUUCAAGCAUAUGCAAAUCCGUGUCAACGCCGAGUCUGCUGCUUUUUACAGAGCUGGUAAAGUGGAGCACAUGAGAACCGACCGAAGGCUGCAGGCCCUGCUGCAGACCCAGAAGAGCCUCAUCAACAAGGAACUCUGGCUUUAUAUCGGCGUAAACACCUUUGAUUACCUUGGAGGAUUCCUCAGCUAUAUUAUAAUCGCCAUUCCCAUCUUCACCGGUAUUUAUGACGGUCUCACUCCAGGUGAACUCAGUGCACUCAUCAGUAAGAAUGCCUUUGUGUGCAUCUACUUGAUAAACGGCUUCUCGCAGCUAAUAGACCUGUCAACGACUCUGUCAGAUGUGGCGGGAUACACCCACAGGAUCGGGGAGCUGAGGGAGGUGAUGGAUGACAUCCUUCGCAAGCAGUGCGAUUAUGACCCUGCAUCUGGGGAGAGCUACGACUUUGACAGUGACUUUAAUGUCCAUGCGGGUCCUGUGGACACCGCCUUCAUCCUGGACCACCUUUCGUAUAAAUCUCCAUACUCAGACCAGCUCCUGGUUGAAGAUCUGAGUCUAAAAAUCAGCCAGGGCACUCAUCUGCUGGUGGUGGGGAACACAGGCACAGGGAAGACGUCGCUAUUAAGGGUCCUCAACCGUCUCUGGGAAGCACACAGCGGUUUUGUCCAAAUGACUACGUGUUUUGGGCCUAGAGGAACCCUCUUCCUACCUCAGAAACCCUACAUGACAGAUGGGACUCUGCGUGAACAGGUGAUUUACCCCCUGAAGGAUAUCUACCCUGCAUCAGUCUUAUUUUCAGGGUCAGUGGAUGAUGACAGAAUUAUACAGUUCCUGGAACUAGCAGGAGUGUCCAGCCUCCUGAAACGAGCUGGUGGUCUUGAUGAGAAAGUGGACUGGAACUGGUAUGAUGUUCUAUCUCCGGGUGAAAUGCAGCGACUCUCCUUUGCACGACUCUUUUAUCUGCAGCCAAAAUAUGCAGUUUUAGACGAAGCUACAAGUGCUCUAACGGAGGAAGCGGAGGCUCAACUGUACCGGACCUGUAAACAGCUAGGCAUGACUUUAAUCAGUCUGGGACACCGUAGCAGCCUUGAAAAGUACCAUGAUAUGCAACUGAAGCUUUGUGGAGAAGGCCAGUGGGAGUUGACCAAGUUAAAAGGAACCAGUGGGUCCCUCAGCCUCAGACCAGAAGCCACAUGAACACCCGGACAUUUAGGAAAAGAGCCAGAGGACCAAAAGUUCCUUUAAUAGAACUUCUUUUUUAAUCACUUUAAUACUUUUAAACCUCUAACAGCUCAGCUGGGUAGUCUGGAAAAAGACAGAUCAAAUAGUUUUGACUAUUUAUUUUAUAUUCUGAGACAAUGAUCAGUUUUUUGUUUUUAAUAAGGAAGGAAUGUAGUAAUUUAAUUAACAGAAUAAUGG